CGGGUCUUUACUAGACUGAGCGUCUUUUGGCUGUGCCAUGGCAGCCUAUUUGAUACACUCCAACGUGAAGACCGUUGUUGAGCUACCCCGCUUCCGUGACAUCUCGGCAUCAUGAGUUUCAUCACUAAGCCUGCACAAGCGGACGCCGUGAAAAAGGACGAGAGAGAAUAAAAGAAAAGGUUUUCCCUAUUACGAUGUAAGCCUAUCGAACUUAAUAUAGUGUGGCUCCAGAUUUUUAACAUGGUGCUUUCCGAGUACUCGGAUCUGAUACGAGUUGAGACUAUCCUCAUUAGUCAUCGUCGACGUCACUAUGGACCUUGUUUUGGCUACAAUAUGAUGAACUCGAAGCUGAUUUAUCAGCUGGAGACGGACCCCUUGAUUUUAGAGACAUAAAUACCGCAGUGUACGCCUCGCUUGAUUCACCAUAUCAGUUGAGCUCUUGCUAUCACAUCUUAGGACAACAUGGAGGCCUUGAAGGGACAAACCGCUUUUAUCACUGGAGCCUCUAUGGGCAUUGGUGAGGCCAUCGCCUUGGCGUUGGCUGAGCACGGCGUCAACCUUGCCUUGGUAUCUCGAAGCAAGGAUAAGCUUGAUGCAGUACGAGACAAGAUCACUUCCAAAUUCUCGAACAUCAAAGUUGGAGUCUACCCAGUCGACAUCCAAAACCAACCCGACAUUGAAAAAGCAGUCAAGUCAGCCAUAUCUGAGCUUGGUCAGAUUGACAUCCUGAUCAACAAUGCCGGACUUGCACUUGGCGCCCCCGGACGUUUCUGGGAGAUCCCCAUCGAUCAAGUCGCCCAAAUGUCAAACACCAACAUCAACGGCGUCAUGUUCACCACCCACGCAGUCCUCAAUCAGUCAAUGUGGGAACGAAAGAAAGGAACCAUUAUAAAUGUAUCAUCCGUUACAGGCCUAGAAUGUCCACCAUUCAACGGCGAAGCAGUAUAUCACGCCUCAAAAGCAUUCCUCGAGGGCUUUUCCAACAGUCUUCGAAUGGAGACCGCCGGAUCAGAUAUCCGAGUUCUAGUUCUUCGGCCCGGUGUUGUCCAGACUCAUUUCCAUCUUCAAAGAGUCCAGUAUGACCAGAGUGCUAUGGAUGAAUUUGUCGAAGGAUACGAGCCUUUGGUAGCAGAGGAUCUAGCACAGUCGGUGCUGUACAUGUUGAGCUUACCGCCUAGGGUAUCUAUCAAGGCACUGGAUUGUGUUCCUACGGCGCAGAGAGCAUUGACGAACUUUGAUCGGGAGUGGAACUCACGUCGUGAAUAACUGGAAUGAUAGAUUUUGAGCUAUAGGGAAAAGAUGAAAUUUGUUUGAAAAGGCUUGCUACAUAACGCUAUCUUCAUAC
This is a messenger RNA of Fusarium redolens, 1345 nucleotides long. RefSeq lists its product as uncharacterized. Gene Ontology annotation, cellular component: cytosol. The transcript has 4 exons. NCBI's taxonomy places the organism in Eukaryota, Fungi, Ascomycota, Sordariomycetes, Hypocreales, Nectriaceae. The coding region runs from base 463 to 1266 and encodes 267 amino acids. Gene Ontology annotation, molecular function: oxidoreductase activity. The record is from RefSeq and is a predicted model, not a curated record.